AUGUCUAAGGAUGAUGAUACGACGUUCUCGGACGCCAAGAGUGAUCAAGAUCUGCAAGGAAUUCUCGCUUCUAUGGCUCGGGCCAUUCGGCAGAUGGCGGAGCGUCAGAGCAAGCAGGAGGCUGCCACGUCAUCUACAGUGCAGAACACUGCAUUGCUGCUUGGGACGUUCCUCUACGACCCAGACCAGGAUCCCACAUACAAGAACUGGUUCGCUCGCAAUCGCUCAAUCCUGGAGGAGUCCAGUUCGGUAGAAAAGUUGAGAUCGCAACUGCUCCUUAAGGCACUGGGUCCGAAUGAGUAUUCGAGGUUACUCAGCCGACUGUCCCCAGCUCGUCCGGAAGAAAAAGACUACGCAGAGUUGGUCGAACUCUUAACCAAGGUAUUCGGGCCGUCGAAAUCUGUUCUCCGGCGUCGUCACGAUAUUCUCUGCCAAGCUGCCCCGCUGUCCGCUUCGUCGAAUCCAGAGGAGAUCAUCGACUGGGCUAACUUGAAGGGGGAUCAGUUCGAAUUCGGUAGCAUGGACGUCGAAAAGUUCAAGAUUUUUCUCGCCAUCAAUUAUGCUGCCGGUCCGUCGUUCAAGACUCUACGCAGCAUCAUGCUCAAGGCUGUCGACGACAGACCCGAACUCACAGUCGCGGAGCUGCGUGAGGUGCUUAUCCGGUUCGCGGCUCGUACGCGUGACUCUACGUCGGACAAUUCAGUUGACCAAUCAUCUAGCAUCAAGCAGGUUCAUAAGAAGCUGACCCGUCAGUCGCCCAAACCGCAUUCUGAACCGAGACCGCAAGGUACCUACAGGCAGAACUCAACUUGUGGUGGCUGCGGAGGUGAUCACACCCGUCACAGUUGCGAGUGGAGGACCGCGAAGUGUCGUAGGUGUGGAAAGAAGGGUCAUCUGGCGAGCAAGGAGAACCUGUCACUAGGCGUGAGCAGCCUCCGCGCAACGUCAAGAAACCGACUGAUUACGCAGCAUUGGGAAGAGGCUUGA
Messenger RNA from Galendromus occidentalis (western predatory mite), 987 nucleotides. RefSeq lists its product as uncharacterized. Lineage: Eukaryota; Metazoa; Arthropoda; Arachnida; Mesostigmata; Phytoseiidae. The record is from RefSeq and is a predicted model, not a curated record. Bases 1 to 987 code for a protein of 328 amino acids. The transcript has a single exon.